AUGCUUCAAAACGAAGUACAAGCCAGAGAAGUCGAGCCGGACGCCACUGAAACACAUUCAACGCCCCAGUCGUGGCGAGAGUUCAUCGAAGAAGAGGCAUUCUGCAGAGUGUACUUCUGUGCAUACAUUCUCGUCCAGACAAUAUCAGAAGUGUUCGGCACUCCCGUGCCCAUAAACCUUACCGACUGCGCAUUGCCUCUACCAUGUAGCGAAGCAGAGUGGGCAGCUCCAUCAGAGGAGAGUUGGCAAGCACUAUCUCUCUCGAGCUCGCGGGUUCCUACUCCCGAUUUCCGAAUGGCCCUGGCAGCUACAAUUUCCGGCCUGGCCGGCCUUUCGAGCGACGGGGUCGAAUUCGAUCAGAUUUCGGGCCUCACAUUCACAAACUACAGUUCGUUAGGUGGACAGGUGCUCGUUCUGAGCAUAUUUAUGCAUUCCUAUCACCUUUCUGUUACCAAGCGGUCCGAGAACCCCCGAGUUACAUUCCAGGCAGAUGAAGUGGUGGUGGGCAGGAUACCAGAUACUCGCGCUCCUAGCGCGUUCAAAGGGCAGUUUCCUAGUUCUUCCCAAAUUGAAAACCUGAGAAUGGCCCUCAGUCGAUGGAAGCUGGGCUGGCGACAAAACCCCGAAGCACUCAUGUCUCCCACGAAUCCCAUGGGUCCAGUUAGUUUCAAUUCAACAGCACACUACAGAGUAACGAACUUGCGACUAUUCAGCGAUUUCUCCAGUAUCCGCCGAGCUCUACGAACGCAAGACCCGCGCCGAGUCUUUCAAGCAAUGGCAGGCAUAAGCGGCUCACCCAUCCAACGAACCGAUGAUGUCACGGACGCCACCUUUUCGACCAUCGCCGCCAUACAAAUUCCCAUUCGAAUGGGCGUCCGCUUGUUCGCUCACACCGCAUGUCUAACCUGGUCCCUUGAACAUUUCCUGACCGGCUUCGAAUGCGCACUCUUCCUGGCGUAUUGGCUGUUGUCUUUGGAACGGGAUCCCUGCUCCAUGCUCUCGGAACAUGAGGCGGAGACGAGGAAGUUGGUUGCAACGCUCGUUGAUGAGAGUGGAGAGGAUGUUAUUCGUUCUCCAGAUGGGCGCGAGAUAUUGUCCGUCUCUGUGUUGAGGAUCUGGGCAUCUAUAUUUGACCACAGUUGGGUUUGGGGUAUCACUAAGACCAUGGGAACUUCCUUGGGUCUGUUUGCGGACCACGUAUCGCGUGCUGUCAUGUCUUCACCUUAA
Exophiala viscosa is the source of this 1227-nucleotide messenger RNA. RefSeq lists its product as uncharacterized. The coding region runs from base 1 to 1227 and encodes 408 amino acids. Gene Ontology annotation, molecular function: RNA polymerase II cis-regulatory region sequence-specific DNA binding; zinc ion binding; DNA-binding transcription factor activity, RNA polymerase II-specific. The transcript has 3 exons. Gene Ontology annotation, biological process: regulation of transcription by RNA polymerase II; DNA-templated transcription. Gene Ontology annotation, cellular component: chromatin. Lineage: Eukaryota; Fungi; Ascomycota; Eurotiomycetes; Chaetothyriales; Herpotrichiellaceae. The record is from RefSeq and is a predicted model, not a curated record.